Molecule: messenger RNA, 3089 nt
Organism: Elgaria multicarinata webbii
Lineage: Eukaryota; Metazoa; Chordata; Lepidosauria; Squamata; Anguidae
Gene: NECAP1
Product: NECAP endocytosis associated 1
Exons: 8
Coding region: 138-983 (281 amino acids)
Biological process (GO): endocytosis
Cellular component (GO): clathrin vesicle coat; membrane
Source: RefSeq, a predicted model, not a curated record
GUGACCGGGGCCGUUUCCUGGCCUGCGAUAUCGCCCCGAACAAAGGUGGCGGUGAGAAGCGCGCCCGGCGAUCCGCCUGCCUCCGCCCGCGUCUUCCCUUCUGCCUGGCCGCCGAGCCGCCGGCCCUGACGCUCGAGAUGAUGGCGACGGCGUCUACCGAGGGCGAGUACGAGUCCGUGCUGUGUGUGAAGCCCGAGAUCAGCGUCUUCCGGAUCCCCCCGAGGGCGUCGAAUCGGGGAUACAGGGCCUCUGACUGGAAACUGGACCAGCCAGACUGGACGGGGCGCCUUCGCAUUACCUCUAAAGGCAAAAUUGCUUAUAUAAAACUAGAGGACAAAAUUUCAGGUGAGCUUUUUGCCCAAGCUCCGAUAGAUCAAUAUCCUGGCAUUGCUGUGGAGACUGUGACUGAUUCCAGCCGGUACUUUGUCAUCCGGAUUCAGGAUGGGAAUGGGCGAAGUGCCUUCAUUGGCAUUGGCUUUGGAGACAGGGGGGAUGCCUUUGAUUUCAACGUUUCCCUGCAGGAUCAUUUCAAGUGGGUGAAACAAGAGACAGAAAUCUCCAAGGAGUCCCAGGAAAUAGACAGCCGUCCCAAGCUUGACCUAGGGUUUAAGGAAGGACAGACCAUUAAAUUGAACAUUGGGAACAUGCCAACAAAGAAAAGUGGGUCAGCCAAGCCACGUCCAGCUGGAUCAGGGGGACCAAGCCUACUUCCACCACCUCCUGGGGGCAAAAUUGCUCCUCCUCCUGUCCCCCCUCCUUCCUCGACUGCCAUCUCUAACCAUGUUACACCACCACCAGUGCUGAAAUCCAGCAACGUGGGCAGCACAGAUAUUCUUCUAGACUUGGACUUGCCACCUGCUGUUUCAAAGGCCCCUGCACCUGCUGUGGUUCCAGCCACAACAGACCUCUGGGGAGACUUCAACACUGCAUCCAGCACAGUUCCCAGCCAAUCUCCUCAGCCCCCCAAUUGGGUCCAGUUCUGAAGAUUUUGAGUUGGUGCAGUAGGAACGGACCAAUGACCGAGGCUCAUCGGGCUCUAAGAGGGACGGGAGUGUGCCGGUGUCCUUGGCUCUUCAGUCAGAACACAAUUUCUGGACGAUCUUCCUGUUUUUGUUCAUGUUUCCAUUUGCAUUGACACUCAUAGUUUUUUCUCCCAUGGAACAGAACGGCAGAAAGCUGGGAGUGCUUCAGAAUGCUGCCCUGGGGUAACUUUGGAAGAGGCGAAAGGCUCUGGCUAGCUUCUAUAAAUCUACCUUCCUCCUUCAUGGCUGUAGAGGAAAACUAAAUUAAUGCUGUGUGGGAUAGGAGAAGGCUGUGCAGACUAGGCUUGUCAUUUGGUUUUUCUAGCCAGGUGUAGCUCCUUUCUCUUCUCCAAAUCUCCCACAGCAGUUAUGAUUUUAGCAAACACAGGUAGAUCGUGAUGGUGUAUUUGACACUAGUUCUUGUAUAGCAACCAAGGAGGAAAACAAAAGCCAUUCUUAAAGUAGUAAUCCUGGAACGGGUUGCUUUGUCAUAGCAUCUUUAUCAUGGAAUUAAUUCAGCCCUUCCUCAAAUGUUUUUUUCCCUCCCAUUAUAUCUGUGGUAGGGAAGGGAAGAUGGAGGUCUAUGCGUCAGCCUAUCUAUGGUGCAUUUUGACUUUCAUCACCCUUGUUUCCUACUGAUCGAGCAUCUGCAAAUAUCCCUGACUUUUCCCCUGCCUGCCCCCACAUCCCUAGCACUAAAUAUACGUUGUGGAACCUUUUAAAACUGGAAAUGUGUAGAAAUAGCAGCAACAUGCCAGAAACUGUUGCCUCCAUCCUUACAGGGAACCAUAGCAAUGCUUCUGCCCACCAGGGAGCAGCAGCUGUCCUGGUUCUUCUAGGAAUCCUGUAUCUCGAUAAGGCAGCUCAACUCUGACCUCCGUUUGGUGUGAUGUCUGCAUUUGGGAACUGUCAGCUAAUGUAAAAGAAGUCCAAAUGCUUCACUGCUUGCUUAUGGCUUAAUGGAAGAUUGACCAAUUGACCAAAGCAACAGAAAUGCCACUGUGCGAACUUCCAAAAAUGAAUAUCAGUGCUUGAGGGAUUUAACUUUUGGAUUGUACUUUCUGGCCAGUGUGAUUUAACUUGUUUCAUGUUAAUAGUUUCUCCCUAGCAAAUAUGAGUGGAUCAUGAAGGCUUUGGGGGCAUUGUCCCUUCCUCAGCCCACAUUCUGUGCAAAGGUUUUUUAUUUUAUUCAAUCUCCAUCCUUUCCUGUCCUGAGAUGCUCAGGUUGUUGUGUAGGUUUGCCUUUGCCCCCCUCCCCCCUUCAUUGCACUUUAUGGACUGGAAAUGGCUAAAAAACAAAAAAAGCACCUGCUUUGCUUGGCCCUUCAGCAAAAAGACCACAUUAUUGCAGAACGCUAGAUUUGUAAGUUUCACAGUGGGCUCUUCUUGUGAUGCCAAUAUCACCUGGCGGCCUGUGUAUGUACACAUAGGUGGUGUCCUCUGUUACCCCAUGGUUUGGUGCUCUUAGGUGGUUGAAUUAGCGCACGUAUGAAUAAUCUUCUGAUGUUUCUCCUUUGCUCAUGUACUUGACAAUUCCUUAAUGCCAGAACAGCAGAGAGGAACCUGGUCCAUGAAUAAUUGGGGAGGAAAUACUUUUAAACAUUUUAUGCACGUCUCAAUACAUGCUUUAAAUGCCCAGUUAUUCAUCACUUCUACCACCACCUUAUUCUUAAGCUUAUCUGUUCCUAGAACUAGUUGUAUAUCUCCAUCUUCUUUAUUUUACUACUGGUUGGUUGUAAACUGUUUCCCAUCCACUUUAAGCUCCUUUUUGUGUGGUAUCAUAUAUGCCAGGCCAACAAUUCUAGAAUUUGGCUGAAUAUUCCAUAUCAGUGACAGGUCCUGUCAUUUCAAUAAUUUUGUGUUCAGACGUCAAGAAAUUAGAUACCCCAAAGAGAUAAUCAGGAGUCUCUCCCUCUGUUUUUUUUUAAAAAAACUAGUAUUAUCAAGAUAAUAUAUAAUGUACUGGCACAAAAUGAAGUAAAACUUCGUGUAUAUGUAUAUAAAGCAUAAGAUGUACUGGUUCAAUGGUAGCAAAUAAAAUCAAGAAUAAAAUUGGAAAAGCAUGUA